GCCCGGCGGGAAAGGCGUGAAGGACCGCGCCGCGCCGUCGCCGCCGCCGCCGUCGGGCUUCGGUCGCCCCGGUAACGUGCGUGGGGCCGCUUCCUCACCAUGGGCGUCCGCGUCGCGCGGGCUGCUUGGGCCUGGGGCCGGGGCGUGAGCGGCCGCCGCGGCGCCGCGACCUUCCCGGUGCCUCCGCCGGGCGCGGUGGACGUGGCGGAGCUGCUGCGAGAUGCGACAGCGACGGAGGAAGGGCCCCGGGAGGCGGCGGUGCGGCGGUUGCCCGGCCAGUGCUCCGUGCUGCUCUUCCCCGGCCAGGGCAGCCAGGUGGUGGGCAUGGGCCGCGGUCUGCUCCGCUACCCGCGCGUCCGCGAGCUCUACGCCGCCGCCCGCCGCGUGCUGGGCUACGACCUGCUGGAGCUGAGCCUGCACGGGCCGCAGGAGGCCCUGGACCGCACCGUGCACUGCCAGCCCGCCGUCUUCGUGGCUUCGCUGGCCGCCGUCGAGAAACUGCAUCACCUGCAGCCCGCGGUUAUUGAGAACUGUGUCGCAGCUGCUGGAUUCAGUGUGGGAGAAUUUGCAGCCCUAGUGUUUGCUGGAGCCAUGGACUUUUGUGAAGGUUUGCAUGCAGUGAAAAUCCGAGCUGAGGCCAUGCAGGACGCCUCGGAAGCUGUCCCCAGUGGGAUGUUGUCUGUCCUCGGCCAGCCUCAGUCCAGGUUCGCCGUCGCCUGUCUGGAAGCCCAGGAGCACUGCAAGACUUUGGGCAUAGAGAACCCUGUGUGCGAGGUGUCCAACUACCUCUUUCCUGACUGCAGGGUGAUCUCAGGACACCUGGAGGCUCUACAGUUUCUCCAGAAGAACUCCUCUAAGUAUCACUUCAGACGCACCAAGAUGUUGCCGGUUAGCGGUGGGUUCCACACCCGCCUCAUGGAGCCAGCCUUGGAGCCCCUGGCGCAAGUUUUAAAGGCAAUUGAUGUCAGGAAGCCUCUGGUUUCCGUCCACUCAAACGUCGAUGGGAAUCGAUACAUGCAUUCAAAACACAUCCAGAAAUUGCUGGUCCAGCAGGUGGUUUCUCCGGUGAAGUGGGAGCAGACGAUGCACGCCAUAUACGAGAGGAAGAAAGGCACCGAGUUCCCCAGAACUUUCGAAGUAGGACCUGGGAAGCAGCUGGGAACCAUCCUCAAGAGCUGUAACCUGCAGGCUUGGAAAUCCUACAGUCACGUGGAGGUGCGAGAGGCUGACGAGGACCCGGAACAGAACCUGUAGGGGCCUCCUGAUGACCUUGGCGUGGAGGGGCGUGGCUGAGGAGGCCGGAGGGGUCCAGUGGGCUAAGCCCAGCCUGGGCUUCCUAUCAGGCCACCUCCUCUGAGUGAGUGGGAGGGAUGGUUUGCAGAGUGCUUUGAAUGCCACAUAAAAAGCACUGAAAA
Molecule: messenger RNA, 1415 nt
Organism: Hippopotamus amphibius kiboko
Lineage: Eukaryota; Metazoa; Chordata; Mammalia; Artiodactyla; Hippopotamidae
Gene: MCAT
Product: malonyl-CoA-acyl carrier protein transacylase
Exons: 4
Coding region: 100-1254 (384 amino acids)
Molecular function (GO): transferase activity
Source: RefSeq, a predicted model, not a curated record